Aspergillus uvarum CBS 121591 is the source of this 1727-nucleotide messenger RNA. Its product is annotated as fungal specific transcription factor domain-containing protein. The coding region runs from base 1 to 1596 and encodes 531 amino acids. Lineage: Eukaryota; Fungi; Ascomycota; Eurotiomycetes; Eurotiales; Aspergillaceae. Gene Ontology annotation, biological process: DNA-templated transcription. The transcript has 4 exons. The record is from RefSeq and is a predicted model, not a curated record. Gene Ontology annotation, molecular function: zinc ion binding; DNA binding.
AUGCGACUGGUGUUCCCAUCAAAACAUCCCAUAAAAAGUCCCGUCAAUCCACAGGAGCGAGAAAUCCACCCAAACCCAAACACCGCGCAACCAUACCAACCAUAUGCGCCCAGUUUCACUCAAGACCUGCAUUUCGCCGGGCGCCAUCUGGGGAACAUCUGCACCUUCGAUGGAGUGCCGUUUUUUUCUGCCAGCGGGCGCGAAUGGAUUGCUGCCUGCACGGGGGACGACUUCAGUUUCCGUCAGCCAUCGUCUGAAUCAACCCUGGUGCAGCAACCACCGACCCCGGUGGCAAACGCAGCCGAGCUCCCUCUACCCGACCUGGGAUUUCUCUUCAACGAGCUCAGACACUAUCAAGCAUCCACCUUUGCACUGUUCUUCCCGGUCAUCGACGCAUACCUCUUCGAGAGCACGAUCAAGGCGGCGUACAGCCGGGAACACUCGGCCGCGUCCCCCGGGAUGAACAGCGCACGCGCGUGCAUCUUCGCCUUCCUUGCGUUAACCUCUCUGACGGUGCAUGGUCCGAAAGGAUAUCCACUCCGAUACAGUGAUCAAUACUUCGAAGCUGCGCAACGGCUUUUGCCGGCUGUCUUUGGUGAACCUGUGUCCGUGGACGGGCUGCAGACUGUCUUAUUACUGUGUCUGUGUUGCCAAGGUCUAGCAGGGAACCUUUAUCUAGUCGACCACUUCCUCUCAACCGCCGCGCGAUUCAUCUACUACCUCAAAGGCAACGUAUCCCCGCACAGCACCACCGACCGCCCAUCACCCAUCGACCACCACAUCCGGGAACUCUUCUGGAUCAUCUACGUCUGCGACAAGGGCCUGACGAUGGUGACUGGCCUUCCCCCACGCCUCGAAGACAGCCACUGCGACCUGACGCUCUCACCCGACACCCAACCACCACAAAUCCGCGGCGACCCCUCUCCUGGAACCUACCUGCACACCUACGCCCGCCUCGCAACCCUCCAAUCCCGCAUCUACUGCGAUCUUUACUCCCCGUCAGCCCUCCGCCAAUCCGACGCAGACCUGCUGCGCACGAUCCGCGACCUCGACCACGACCUGGAAGCAUGGAAGACCACCCUCCCUCCCGUAAACCAGCCCUCAUUUGCAGCGGGCCGACGCACCCCGCAGCACCGCGAUAUGCGGUUCUCGAUCUUCCAUGUGCAGUACCAUCACUGCAUGGUCCUGAUCCACCAGACGAGCAGUCGGUGUGCCGCCUGGGUCCGGAACCAGGAUACACGAGGGACAAGCUCGAGCCUGGCGAUUUCCGUUGCGGCCAGUCGGGCGCUGUUGGAGGAGUUCCUCGAGUCGAGGUUGGAGUUGGGGCCGGAGAAUCUUCUGUUCUCGUUGUCGUAUUUUAUCCAAGCCGUGAUCGUGCUUUUCUGCCAUGUGCUCUCGCAGCCGCUGGAAGGCGAUACUCAGGAGGUCCUGCGGCUGAUGGGGCGGAUCGCGGAGCUGAUUCAGAGGUCGGCCUACCAGCAGCACCAUAGGUGCUAUACCAUGCGAAUCGAGACGGCGAGGGGCAUUAUCAUGGAGUUGAGACGGCUGGCGGAGUGUGCCAUUGUUAAGGCGAGGGGGGAUGCGAGUACCAUGUAGCCAGGCGAUUGAGUUGAGCGAGAGCUUUUUCUAUUCAUGUGCAUGCGAAACAUGUUCCUGGUGUUCCGUAUAUGUAUGCAUUAGCUAUUAUUGUGAUAAAGAACAUCUCUAUCAUGAUGUACAGGAGCCGC